Molecule: messenger RNA, 1821 nt
Organism: Megalobrama amblycephala (Wuchang bream)
Lineage: Eukaryota; Metazoa; Chordata; Actinopteri; Cypriniformes; Xenocyprididae
Gene: hnrnph3
Product: heterogeneous nuclear ribonucleoprotein H3 (2H9)
Exons: 10
Coding region: 230-1405 (391 amino acids)
Biological process (GO): regulation of RNA splicing
Cellular component (GO): ribonucleoprotein complex; nucleoplasm
Molecular function (GO): RNA binding
Source: RefSeq, a predicted model, not a curated record
CUAGUGGCUAACAUUUGAUGAUUCCUCUAUCCUCCGUGCUGUUUGUGCCACAUGCGCUCGGAGCCUCUCUGCUGCUCACACGUCAGACCGUUCUGCGUGCCUGCAGCGAGGUCAAUGUCCUCUGACAGGCGCGUUCUCGCGAGACUUCGACUAUCUGGACUACAGGACUAUCCGUUCAGGGUUACCUGAGAGGACAGGCGCUUGACGAUACAGACCUGACAAGGUAAACAUGUCUCAUAAUGAUGAAGGUUAUGUCGUGCGGAUCCGUGGUUUACCUUGGUCAUGCACACAGGAGGAAGUGGCCUCCUUUUUCUCUGAUUGUGACAUUGUAGGGAAAGUCAAUGGGGUGUGUUUUACCUUCUCCAAAGAGGGAAGGCCGAGUGGAGAGGCGUUUGUAGAGCUGAAGACAUCAGAAGACUUUAAAAGGGCUUUGGCAAAAGAUCGCAAAUACAUGGGUCACCGUUAUAUCGAAGUGUUCAGGUCAAACCGUAGUGAGAUGGAUUGGGUGCUGAAACGCUCUGGUCCCACAGACUAUGACAGCAGCAGCGGUUGCAUGUUGCGUCUUAGAGGACUGCCGUUCGGCUGCAGUAAAGAAGAAAUUGUACAGUUCUUUUCAGGGUUGAAAAUCGUGCCAAAUGGGAUAACAUUGCCGAUGGACUACCAGGGGAGGAGCACAGGGGAAGCCUUCGUGCAGUUUGCCUCAAAGGAGAUAGCAGAAAAGGCUCUGGGGAAACACAAGGAAAGAAUAGGGCACAGGUACAUAGAGAUAUUCAAAAGCAGCCGAAAUGAAUUGCGUGCAUACUACGAAGUACCCCGGAGGAUGAUUGGACAGAGGCCUAGUCCAUAUGACAGACCCCUGAUGGGACGCGGGAACUUCUUUGGGCCCGGGUCUGGAAGGGGAGGUGCCGUCCUGGACCAGAUACGCAGCGGAGGAUAUGGUGGUUUUGACAACUACAAUGGCUUUAACAACUACUGCUUUGGUAACGGCAUGUUUGAAGAGCGUGUGCGUGGUGAUAGAGGAAGAGGAGGAAUGGGGGGUCAUGGUUACAGCAGCGAUUCAAACUCAGGCUUUCACAGCGGCCAUUUCGUGCACAUGAGAGGCCUACCGUUCCGCGCUACGGAGGCAGAUAUUGCACAUUUCUUUGCCCCUUUGAACCCUGUGAGGGUGCACAUUGAUGUAGGACCUAAUGGAAAGUCUACAGGAGAGGCAGAUGUUGAGUUCAGAUCACAUGAAGAUGCUGUGUCUGCCAUGUCAAAAGACAAGAAUCAUAUGCAGCAUCGUUACAUUGAGCUUUUCCUGAAUUCAACUUCCAGUGGGCCGUCUGAAAUGGGCCGCGGAGGAGGUUUCUAUGGCAACUCUGGUGGCAUGGGCUCUCGAGGAAGUGGACUAAGGGGAAUGUACUGAGGAUGCUUGCAAUACAUGCACUUUUCAACCCAAAGUUGGAGCUUCCAGCUUGGAAGAUCUUUUUGUACGAAUAUGUUUUCACAUGUUCCUAUGAAAUAUGUCCAAAAUAUUUUACAGGCUUGAAGAGUAUGAGCUGUUGCAUAUAUAUAUUGACCGGCUACUGUACAUUUUGCUUAUUGAAUUUUAUAUUACAUAUUCUGUGUUGGUCUAUGAUAUGCUCUUUGUAUGUAUUUUGACUCAAAAAUGGUUAUGAACAGCUUGAUUCCCAAGUUUCGAGUGUGAGAUUGCACUUUUAAAGCAAUAACAUCAUUUUGGAUGUUUACCUGUUUUUGCUGCUCAGUAAAAUUUCUAAUUGAAACCUGUGAAAUUUACACAUCCAUGGAAUAAAACCUUUUAUUGGUAUAUUUUAUUUUUAA